AUGGCUGACCGGCGUAUGUGCGUGUUGUCCCCUGGCGUGCAUGGCGCGCAGUUCGACGACCAGGUGUGGGAGCAAUUCGAGGACUACGACGAACUCGCCGCGCCGCACGCUCACAGGGACGCCGCGGGUGUCGUUGACGCCAGCUGCGACGCGUCGCACGCUGCGAGACUGCGACAGGUCGAGGUUGGAGAAACUGACGGCGGCCGCAAGGACCUGUCGUCCGGCCGCUUGGUUGACGGCCCGCGAGAGGCGCGCGAGUUGGCAGGCUGCGAGGGACAAGGGGACGCGCGUGGCUUGAACGGAUGGGGGGAGCAGCAGGGGGAUGGGAGGGUGAAUGGCGCUGGGGAUAGCGUUGGCAUGGGCAAACACAGUCCUCAUGCGCGCGCGGACCAUAGCGCCGCUUGCGCCUUCCCGCGCGCCGAGCUACCAAGCUCCCCGGACAGGCAAGGCGGGGCUUGCGCGGACGCGAUGGCGGACGGCAUGGCAAGUGAGCCAUGGGGUCACGAGCACGCGAGCCACGUGGAUGAGCUGAUGAGGUGGGUCAGCACUGACGUGGCACUGAUGCGUUGUGCUCCUGAUGUCAGAGUUGCUUGCCGGAAUAUCCGUUCUCUUGUCCGCAUGUCCCACCUGACCUUACCCUCCCGUCUGCCUCGCGCUGCCCGCAGGUCGGCCUACGGCACGGACGCGCUUUCUUUUCCCUCCGCGGACCUUCUUCCCCUCCCCUCCGCGGACCCUCCCUCCCCCUCCUCCGCGGACGCGCUCCCCCAUCUCACGCGCGCCGACCUGCACUCGUGGUGGGGCCCCGCCUCCGAUCCCUCCGUGCCGCUGCCGCCCGCGCCCGCGCUGCUCGAUGCCGCCUGCGCCUUCCCCUCCGCCGGCGCCACCGACGAGCGUUGCCGCGAGGAGGAGCGGCGGACGGCGCAGGUGUGGGCGGUGGAGGAGCUGGAGGCGGAGCACGAGGAGGGGGGCGACCACGCAAGAUGGGGGGAGAGGGCGGAGGGGGAUGGAGGGGCGAAGGCGGAAGGCGCUGUUGUAUCCGACGCGGACAGCGAGGGGGCAACGAGAGCAGGGUAUUCGAGCAAUGGUGCGGCUGCUGCUGCGACACACGCGUGUGUCACACAGGCCCACAGCUGCGCCCCGCGCACGGCAGCGGCGGACGGCGCGCCGUCGAGGGAGGGUGGCUCCAGCGCCGCGCGUGCUGCGAGCGUGAGCAGCGGGGCGGCAGCAGAGACUGGCGCGCCCGGCGGCUCAAGCCCUGGUGGCUCCUCGCGCUGCCUCUCGCAGGCGAGGCGGAGAGCCGCAACGCGCAGGAGGAGGGAGGGCGAGCAGCGCACCACGGCGUCCAGGAAGCUGCCCCUCGGCCAGCACGCCGUGCCCUUCCCCUCGCUGCCGCACCACUUCCCCAACUACUGCCCGCCCUUCUUCGCCCCGCACGCCCCCCUCGCCCCGCACAUGUCCGCUGCGCCGCUCCUGCCCCUCGCCUCAAGCCAGCCCGCCAGUGCUCGCGCUGCCUCCGCCGCUCCCACUCCCUCGCCCGCGCCUUACCUCUACUCUCGCCCGCCCUCCCACGCCCUCCCCAUCCCUCCCUGCCCUGCGCCCACGCAUCUCUUCCGCUACUUCCCCCCCGCGCAUCUGCCCCGCCUCCCCCACUUCCCCAACUACCCGCUUACCUCGCAGCCGCUGCUGCCCGCCUUCCCUUCCCGCCUCCUGCCUCCCGCGCACCCCUGCGCGCCGCCUCAGCGCCCCCCAGUGCGCGCCACGCCGUCGCCACCCGCCGGUGCUCUUAGCGCCGCCGCAGCUGCGGCCUCACCCCACGCUGGUACAGGCGCCGUGCCCGAGGCUCGUGCACGCACAGCGGGGGCGGCAGGGGCGGUAGGGACGGCGGGGGCUACAGGGAUGGCAGGGACGGGAAGCACGACCGUGGGGUCUGUAAUGCAGGCGAGGGCAGCGGCGGAGCAGCAGAAGCAGCAGCAGGCGCUGGGGCACGCCAUGUUCGCCCUCCACCAGCAGCGCACGCCGUUGCUCCAGCAGCAGCAGCACGGCGCUCAGACACAGGCAGAGCAGAGCGCGGGGAGCGUGGGGGCGGAGCCAAAGGCGGCGUGUGGGUCUGUCGGGACGGGUAGGGGGGAGCGGGCAGGGACGAGCGCAGCAGCGAGUGGCGCGUGGCAGCAGCAGGCGGCGGGAGCGUGCAGUGACUCGCAGUGCUCCGCGCUGCUCGCGUCCUCCUCUUCCUCCAGGCCGCAUGCUGCCUCCCCCUCGCUCUCCCUCUCCCCCGCUCCCACCCCUCGCCCCCGCGCAGCAGCCCAUGGCCCCACCGUCCCUCCGCCCACUGCGGGGCAAGCGGGGAGGGACAAAGCCGUGCCGCACGCGCCCCUUCCCGCUGCCUCCGCGCCACGCCCUUGUACCCCCCGCUCCCCCUCCGCCCUUCCCACUGGCUCCUCCGCUCCCCCCUCGCUAUCCCCCUCGUCGUCCUCCCUUCCCCCCCCAUCGUCCCCCUCCCCUCUCAAGCCUCCCAUGCCGGGAGUGUGGGUGCUUCCGCACCUACCCCCGCCCAGCCCAGUGGCGCACACUGACAGCGCAGCGGGCGGGGGCAAGGGGGAAAGCGAGGGGAAGGUCGGGGCAGGGCAGGCUGGCAGAAUGGGUGGAGAGCGGAUGGGGAGCGGGGGAGAGCGGAUGGGGAGCGGGGGAGAGCGGAUGAAGUGGGACGUGCGGCAGCUGUGGGCCAGACAGCAGCAGCGCUACCUGCUGCAACUGCAGCAGCAACAGCAGCAGGGACAGCAGGGACAGCAGGGACAGCAGCAGGGACAGCAGGGGCAGCAGCAGGGACAGCAGGGACAGCAGCAGGGACAGCAGGGGCAGCAGGGGCAGGGGCAGCAACAGCAACAGGGACAGCAGGGGCAGCAGGUGCAGGGGGGGCAGCAGCAGCAGGAGGAGCAGCAACAGCAGCAGCAAAAACUGCACCAGCCACAGCACCAGGAACAGCAACGUGUGCAGGAAAAGCAGCAGCAGCAGCAACAGCAGCAGCAGCAACAAGAGCAGCAGCAACAACAAGAGCAGCAGAGGCAAGAGCAACAGGGGCAGAAAGAGCAGCAGGAGCAGCAAGAGAAGGGGCAGCUGUCUGGCGUGCAGAAGAGGCAGGGAAGGGCGGACGAGUGGCAGGGAGGGCAAGAGGGACAUAUGGGCAACGGGGAGGGGCGGAUAAGCAGAGGGGCAGGUGGUGGAACAGAGGGCGUGGAGCAGCAGGGGGGCGGGCAGAGGGUCGUAUCUUCCCCGCGAGUGGCUGAAGGCACAGCGGCAGCAGCAAACUCAACAGCAGCAGGUGCAGCAGCAGCAGAAGCAGCAGAAGCAGCAAGGCGAGAUGGGAGGGAUGGAGCAGCGGGUGAGGAUGAGGCGCGCUGCACCGCGGCAACGGCAGCAGAAGUGUGUGCGGCUGCUUCGCCAGGCGGAUCUGUGAGGGGGGCAUUCGAGAGCCCAGAUUUGCCUGCUCCUGGUGGGUCUGUGGGCGGUGCUGACGAGGCUGUGGGCGGUGCUGACAUGCCUGUUGAUGGUGCUGACGAGGCUGUAGGCAGUGCUGACGCAGCAGAGCGGCGAUCGCUGGCAAGACCGAAGGAGGAGAUUCUGGAGGCUCAGGAGCGGAGUGGGGUAGGGGAGGGGGAGGGCGAGGGCAUGUCAUGUGGGCUGGCAGAGGCACAUGAGGCGGCUGCUGCUGCUGCUGCUGCUACUGCUGCUGGUGGUGCUGGUGGGACGUUGCAAGGCAGCAGUGAGGAGAGGGGAGCAGCAGCAGACGCAGGGGAGGAGAGCGAGGCGAGUGGCAUGAGUGAGGGCAGUGAGGCGGCACACUGUGGCGAGGCGGGCACGGCCCACGCCAUCCAGGGGCAUGAGGAGGGGCGUGCGGUGGGGGGUGAAGGCGCGUGUGCUGCUGCAGGGGAGGGUGGUGCGAGUGGCGCGGUGCAUGGGGCGCAGGGGGGCGAGGGGGCGGGCGAGGGCAUGGAGGCGGCCAUUCUGCACGAGCUGGAGAGCACCGUCGCCAAGCUGGCAGCGAGCAGCCGGAGGUUCAUCCACGAGGCGCUGCUGCGGCUGGCACAGAGCGCCAAGGGGCGCAGCACAGUGGGGGCAGGCGCCGCUGGCACCCACAGCAGCAGCGCCACAGGGGGCUUGAGGCCGUCCGCUGGGGGCGAUGCAGGGCAGGGCGAGCAGGCAGCAGCAAUGACUGACACAGAGACAGAGACAGUGACAGCGACAGUGACAGCAACAGCGACAGCGACAGCGACAGCGACAGGGGGAGGGAUGGGUACAGGGGUGGGGGCGGGGACAGGAUCGUCGGGGAUGAGUAGUGACGAGGGGCGGAGUCACUCGGAAGCAGGGACUGGUGGUGCUGGUAUGGCGGCAGCAUCGGCAUCAGAGGGGGCAGGUGUGGCGCGUGGGGAGGAGAGUGGGACGAACCACAUCGACCGUGCCAUCGCCAACCUGCUCUUCCGCUCGCCCCUCCUCUUCGGCCCCUCCCGCCCCCCCGCCUCUGCUGCACUGCCGCUUCCUGCUGCACCUGCAGCGCCCCCUGGGCAUGGCGCUUCACACCACUACCCCCUGCCUGCUGCCAUCUCCCCCGUGCCGCAUGUGAGCCCCCUGCAUGCCCUGCCCUCUGCCUCCAGCCUCGCCCCCACCGCCUGCCCGCCCUCCGCCCAUGCAGCUGCUGCUGCCACUUCCACUUCCUCUGCCUCCUCCACCGCCUCUGCUGCCGCCGUUGCCACCGCUGCUUCAGUGCACAGCACCCCCCACGGGGCAGCACCAGGUGUUCUGCCGGUGCCCAUGCCCAUGCCCAUGCAUGCAGUCCCACGCGCCCACCCAUCUGCCCCUGCCACUGCACCAAUGCAUCUCGCUUCCACUCCUCUGCACCACUCUGCUGCGCCGCUCUCAGCAGGGCCACAGCAGCAGCGCUCCACCAGCCCAUAUCUGCAGCACCACGCACCCACCGCUGCUGCCCCACCGUUUCUCCGGCACCCGGCGCCUUCCGUCACCCCGCCACCCCACAUGCACCCGUGGAUGGCAUGGCAUGCACCCCCGUGGGGCACUGCAAUGGCAGGCGUCCCCUCCAACCCCUCAGCUGCUGUCGCCCUCAUUUCCGAGUCGCAACACGCGGUUGACUCGCUCGCCGCGGAUCACAUGAUUGCCACGUCAUCAUCGAGUCAAUUCUUCCUCGCCUCGCUGCCCGACUUAUCAACCAUUUUCAACAUUUUUCCCAAUAUCGACUUCGAAUCAGCAAUGGACACGUGGCAAGACGUUGCGUUCGCUCUCCAAGACAGCGUGGACGAGUUUCUCUACCUCGCAAGCCACCUGGCGGAGUCGCACGACCUUGCUGCCUUGUCGCCCGCGACUCUCGCGAUCAUCUACGUCGCAGGGCUGCUCACGAGCUUCGCGCCGUGCACGCUCAGCCUGCUGCCGCUCACCGUCGGCUUCAUCGCCGGAUUCGACUCCCCCCCGCCCGCCCCCUCGCCGCCCCAAUCCGCAUCCGCCUCCCCCUCCUCUCCCCCGCCUUGUUGCUGCUCCGCCGACGACUCCCCCCCACCACUCCCCGACGCGCCGUCCGCGCGCGCCGCCAGCGUGCCGGUCAACUGCUUUUUCUUCACGCUCGGCCUCGCCGCCACGCGCACCGCCAUGGGCGUCGCCGCCGCUCUCGCUGGCCAACACGCCGUGGGCGACGUGGGCAGCGCGCUGCCGGCCGCCGUGUCGCUGGUGGCCAUGCUGGCGGGGCUGCACCUGCUCGGCCUGCUGCCCGUUCGCCUGCCCGCGCCUGUGGCGGCGCGGUUCAGCCCCGCGGCGGUGGGCGGGAGGGUGCCCGUGGCGCUGCAGAUGGCGGCGGGCGGAGCGGCCUUCGCGUUCGUGGCGGCGCCCUGCUGCACGCCCGUGCUCGCCUCGCUGCUCGCGUUCGUCGCGUCCACCAGGGACGCAGCAACGGGUGGCGCACUGCUGCUGAGCUACACGAUGGGCUUCGCCACGCCGCUGCUGCUGGCCGCCUCGUGCACGGGCGCGCUCAAACAGAUCUCAGCCGUCCGUCGGUACUCAGGGUGGAUCAACCCUGCCAGUGGCGCCCUGCUGCUGGGUGGAGGGGCGUACGUCUUUGUGGGGAAGGUGCUGCCCCACGCGGCCGUCAUGUCAACCAUCAUGUGA
Closterium sp. Naga37s-1 is the source of this 6165-nucleotide messenger RNA. Lineage: Eukaryota; Viridiplantae; Streptophyta; Zygnematophyceae; Desmidiales; Closteriaceae. The record is from the annotation of a GenBank genome assembly.